UCUGCAUGAUCUAUCCCUUACCUGACAUACCUAUCUACAUGUUCGUCACCUAUAACGCUGCCUUAGCUUGAAAACCGCUCUGUUUCUCCUCUGCAUUUUCCUUUCCCGUCCGCGGCGCCCUCGAGUACCACUAUAGAAACCAUAAUAACCUGUAUCUAAAAUCACUGCUUCAUGCUACAACUUCGGCCCCGCUACCUCUUUAAAUUUAUAGUAGAGCUUCCCUGACUACGAUACAAGUUGUUUCCUGGCAGCAAACAACAACUGUAAGCAAGUACAUGAUAUAUGAUUGUUACAGGCGUUGCGCUGGCGGCAUGCGCGGCGCUGACACACACUGCUAUCGACUCGACGCGCAAGUAUGCUGCAAGCGUCAUUGGCAUUCCGUCGGACGGCUUGGUCACCGUCCCUGCGAUCCUAGAUAUGAUUCUGUCAUGCGCCGGUGUAUCCAUAACCGGCAGUUGGAGGGGCACUAUGAAGCAUCCGACACGCUUCGCGAUAGCCACUAUCAGCUCGUCGUUGCUGCUUCUCGUAUCUCGAUACAUGUAUCAGCGAGCAAUUCAGAUCUCUCCCCUUAGCCUGACAAUUCCAUACCUUGCAUUCACUCCAGCCAUCCUCAUCGCCACGGCCUACGUCUUCCUCGGCGAGCUCCCAAGCCCCGCUGGCGUGCUGGGUGUCUCUGUGGUGGCGCUCGGGGGCUACCUGCUCAACAUCAAAGCCGGCGGAGCAGGUGGCGGCGCCAGCGCGGGAGGCGGCGGCAGCCCCGUGUCCGGACCUGGCGGCGCCGUAGCCAUCAGCAGGGCCAUCAGUGAAACCGGCGUCCCCUCCUCGGCCGCCAGCUCAACCCCAGGCAGCACCGCUGCACUAGGCUCCCUAGCUUACAGUCCAGCGGUUGCAGCUGCGGCGGCUGGUCAGUUACCCGGCGUUGUGGCCGGGUGUGGGGUGCUGCUGCAGCGGUCGGCCUCCAGCAGCACGGUGGCGGAUGUGGAGGCGGCGGCGGGUGGGGCGGUGGGCGGCGCGGCGCUGCUGGGCGGGGCCAGCAAGCGGGGCGGCAAGCUGCUGCUGGGGACGCCGCAGCCCCGGCGGGCGGCGAGUGCAGUGGACCUGCUGCGGCAGCCGCCCGCCAUGGCGUGGCAGUGGCAGCAGGAGCCGGGGACAGUGCUCAUGAUAGGAGUGGCCAUCAUCUGGUCGGUCACCGCCUCGCUGGACAAGCUGGGGGUGAUCACCGGCCCCUCCAUCUGGGUCUACUUUGCGGCGCAGCGACUGGCCAUCGGCACCGCCUCCCUCGCCUACAUCUUGGCCGUGCAGCCUCGUCUUCUGCUGUUGCUCCGAGACCACUUCGGACUCAUGCUGGGGAUAUCGGCGUUGGAGCUGGCGGCCGUGUUGCUGUUUUUGUUAGCCGUACGACACCUCCUUGUGUCGUACGUUGUUGCGAUAAAGCGUUGCAACGUGUUAUUCAGCGUGGUGCUUGGGGCGCUGGUGUUUCGGGAGAGCGUGCGCAGUCGGCUGCCGUACGUGUUCCUGAUGAUGCUGGGCAUGACGCUGAUUGUGCUUGAGCCGGGGGGGCACAGCUUCGUGCACAGCCAUACCUAGGGUGGCACCCUGGGCUCGAGCUGUCCGGACGGCUGAGAGGAGCUAAACCCUUGUGGGAGGGUUGCUGUAAUGGACCGCGCAGGCUGACACGGCAUGGCUGCCGUACCGUUCGAACUGGUCUUGUUGGACGCCUGAUGGCGGACAUGGGCAGCAGGCGGGAUGAGGUGCACGGUUGCAUGUAGUGCCCAUGCGGAGUGAUGGGGGCAUGCUGUUUGGAGAAGGGGAAGAAGACUGAGUGCAUUGGGCCUGAGGGAAUUGGCAGGCUGCAUGGUAGAGCAGAGCGGUGCGUGUUCAUACGCGGUGACCCCAUUUAUGAGGGCCCCAUUUAUGGUGACAUUAAAUGGCCUCAGCUGUCGGGGCUACAAACGGCAUGCCAGGGUGGUAUCACUGCUCCUAGGCUGGGAGGUUGUAAUGGAA
Molecule: messenger RNA, 2004 nt
Organism: Astrephomene gubernaculifera
Lineage: Eukaryota; Viridiplantae; Chlorophyta; Chlorophyceae; Chlamydomonadales; Astrephomenaceae
Source: the annotation of a GenBank genome assembly